Messenger RNA from Naumovozyma castellii, 789 nucleotides. RefSeq lists its product as uncharacterized. The record is from RefSeq and is a predicted model, not a curated record. The coding region runs from base 1 to 789 and encodes 262 amino acids. The transcript has a single exon. Lineage: Eukaryota; Fungi; Ascomycota; Saccharomycetes; Saccharomycetales; Saccharomycetaceae.
AUGGCUAGAAGUAUUAACCAAUCAAAGCGAAAGUCUCGUGGUAAAAGCUUAAAGGAUAGAAUCGUCUCUACACAGGAAAUGGGGAAUGAAUCUGGUUGGUCUGAUUCUUGGGGCGAUAGUCAAGCUACCACCAACAAAAAUAAUAGAAAUAGGAGGCACGAAAACAAAAAUGAGAAGGAAGGUUAUAGAGUUGUGAAGGGAAAAUUGGUUAGUGCCAAUGAUGUAGGAGCUUUGUUAAGAGAAGCAGCUGAUAAAGUUGAAGAAAGGAAGCAAAAGAAGGCAAACAAGAUACUUGGACGUAAUAGUCCGGUGAAUAUAAGUAGGUCUAGCCGUGCAGGGGUAAACCAAAAUAACAGGAGAAGAAAUAGAGCCAAUAUAAAUAAACGUAAUAGUGCAGUUGUGCAUCAUUUUCCUAAUGAUGAAUCAAUUAUUGCCCAUCCAGGUGUGAUAGAUUUAAACCAGCAACCAGACGUGGAAAGAAGGACCAAUCAACUUAUUAUCUCUACUAACACAGACGCUUCGAAUAAGCUGUUGGUUUUGUACAAUUUAACGUUAGGCGUCAAUGCUGAAAACUUAAAGAAGAUUUUACAAAGAUUAGCAAACGUUGCAAUUUCACAUGUCAAAGUUAGGGAUUUACCAUCUGGUUCGGCAAUAGCUAAUGUUUGGUUAGCCCACCCCACCAUGGCGGACUUGCAAAAAGUCAGAAAUUUAUUCCACGGUUCUUUAGUUGACGGUAGAACUAUUCAAGUUUCAAUCUCAUCUUCUGAAACAAAGAGUUUUUCGUAUUAG